Messenger RNA from Necator americanus (New World hookworm), 210 nucleotides. RefSeq lists its product as uncharacterized. The transcript has 3 exons. Lineage: Eukaryota; Metazoa; Nematoda; Chromadorea; Rhabditida; Ancylostomatidae. Bases 1 to 210 code for a protein of 69 amino acids. The record is from RefSeq and is a predicted model, not a curated record.
AUGCACAAUAUUAAUGAUGGCUGUUUUUUUCACGAGCGUAUGACGAAAGAUAAAGACUGGCUAAAGUAUAGCAGCGCCCUAAGUCUGGCUCGGUACGCUACCAUUCCUUUAUAUACAGAAGACACACCGAACAAGCUCGAGUUUUGCAAAACUCAGGGAAUAAAUUGGGCACCAACAAGAUCAGAAAUGCAUACAAAGGGGAAGUUCUAG